Molecule: messenger RNA, 951 nt
Organism: Ostreococcus tauri
Lineage: Eukaryota; Viridiplantae; Chlorophyta; Mamiellophyceae; Mamiellales; Bathycoccaceae
Product: unnamed product
Exons: 1
Coding region: 1-951 (316 amino acids)
Source: RefSeq, a predicted model, not a curated record
AUGCCGGACGUCGUCCGCGUCGGCGGCGCCGACCUCGUGCGCACGCGCGAGUCCGACGGCACCUUCACCUACCGUCCCCUCGACGCCUCCACCGGCGCCGUCGUGGACGCGGCCACGUUCGAGGCGCGGAAGAGAGCCGAGAGGGAACGAAAGCUCUCGAGCGAUCCCAAAGCCUCGGCGCGGUCGCAGCGCGAGUGGGAGCAGCGCACGCGGGCGAACAUCGCGAAGACGCGCGUCGAUGAGACGAGGAAGCUUCAGCGGCGAGAGCGGGAGCGGAUCGAGCGAGAGAGCGGGACGACGGGACCGCGGAGGCGGACGCGAGACCUCGGCGCGAGCGCAAAGGCGUCGAACGAGUUGCUGGAGCUUCGAGAGGAGAUGCGAAUGGCGGACGCGGCGGGAUUGGCGAAGAAGAAUCCGGGACGAUAUUCGUUCUUGAAGGCGGCGCUGGAGGUUGAGGAGGCGAAACACGCGACGAAAGUGGAGGCUGCGAGGAAGAAGGAGUACGCGAAGGCGCGGUCGAGAAAAGGCGUGCGGGGCGACGCCGGCUUGGAGUUGGACGCGCUGAGCUCCGGGGAGGAGGAUGACGUGCCUCGCGUUCGCGGCUCGCUGGAGGAUUUGGACGAUCCUGAUUAUCGCCGCGGACCGGCACCCGCGGCGAAGGCGGAGAACAAGAAUGACGAGGAGAGAAGAGGGAAGAAGUCGACUCCGACAGAGGUGAAGGAGAUCUCGCGAGCGAUAGAGCGCUUAGAGGUGAACGAGAAGUUGCCUAAAUCGAAGAUUCCGAAGCCGCGCGGCGCGAACGGGGGCUUGGACACCGAAGAUCCGGAUCACAAGCACGGUUCGGUAAAUCUGAAAUCCGGAGGCGCGGGUCGAGGGAGAGGGCGAGGCGGACGAGGCGGACGAGGCGGACGAGGCGGACGAGGCAUCUUGGUGUUCGAUAAAAACACGUGA